AGCCCUAAAUGUAAUCAGAUUGAUCGCUGACAACAUCUUACAUUCGCUAGUGAUAAUAAUAACACACCGCCUCGAAACUGGUUAUUCCCCGCGUUCUGAAUCGUUAAAUAGAACUGGCUGCAACGGAGUAAGAUUACUCGGUUCAUUAUUGCCACCAUGAUCGGCUUCGCGGUUUGCAUUUGGGUCACAAUACUAGCAGCUACUACGCUGCAGCUUUUAGUCGCCGGACAACGCGUAGCAGAGCAAAAAUGUCAAGAAAUUCGUGAUCUGACAGUAGUUCGAUCCUCGGUUUCGUUUCUUCUGCCGGGAAGUUCCCCGCCGGUAAAGAUUGAAUAUUUCAACUGCAGCAAAAUAGUGAAGCUGAUCGUUGGCGGAGAAGAUGCUGCCCCGGGAGAAUUUCCGCACCACGCCGUUAUGGGCUACCCGAAUGAAGAAUCAGAAAGUCUAGAUUUUCGCUGCGGAGGCUCUCUCAUAAGUGAUCAGUACGUCCUAACGGCGGCUCAUUGCUUCAAAUAUGGUGAACCACAGCUGGUACGGCUAGGAGAAUCGAAUCUGGCCGAAGCAAGUCCAGAUCACCGCGAUUUCGAAAUCGAACAAAUCAUCAAUCAUCCAAAUUACAGGCCCUCGCAAUCGUACCACGACAUUGCCCUGGUCAAACUGAAAGAAAAAGUAAAAUUUUCCAAAUACAUAAGACCUGCCUGCCUCUGGACCAAUCCAACCAUCAACGUGUCCUCUGUCAUAGCAACCGGUUUCGGAUUCACCGAAGACCAAGGAGAUCUUUCAAACACACUACGCAAAGUGCAGCUGGACUUUCUGGAUCCAUCCGAGUGCGAAAAGCAGUUCCUGAAUCUGAGAGCAUUCCGAGAGGGCAUCAUCGAUGGGCAACUUUGCAUCGGAAAUCAGGCCGGUGCUGCAGCGGGAGCCAAAGAUACCUGCCAGGGUGAUUCCGGAGGUCCGGUGCAGAUCGUCACGGAACCGAAAGGAUGCACCUAUCAGAUCAUCGGAGUAACUUCGACCGGGGCGGCCUGUGGCGUUGGACGAUCGCCCAAUAUUUAUACUCACGUUUCCAAGUAUGUCGGUUGGAUUGAACGGGUCGUCUGGGGCAGUUGAUUUCCCUAUUAAACAAUUGUACCAACCUACUCUCACAACAGUGUAAACCAAAAGUGUAAACCAAAUGCAACAAAAUUUACU
Molecule: messenger RNA, 1191 nt
Organism: Uranotaenia lowii
Lineage: Eukaryota; Metazoa; Arthropoda; Insecta; Diptera; Culicidae
Product: serine protease snake-like
Exons: 2
Coding region: 157-1110 (317 amino acids)
Biological process (GO): proteolysis
Molecular function (GO): serine-type endopeptidase activity
Source: RefSeq, a predicted model, not a curated record